AUGGCUAAAUCAGGUGAAGGUAUCCGCGUGCCCAUCUCUACACAUUGUAACUCGACUCUGCCGGCCAGAUUAAGCACCGCCUCGGCAUCUCCGAGACGAGACAACAAGGUAAAUGCCCCCAGGUAAGCGAAACAUUCUCCGUUGGAUUGCGAUCUACCCUUGUUAGAAACUAAAUGCCGUUCUGCUGAAUGACCUCUGUUGCUUUGUUUUCCGUUGUUCUUGCCUGCUCGCGUUUGGCUUUAUUGUAAGUUAAAUGCCGUUCUGUUGAAUUUGUCCGCUUAGAGUGGGACGGGGGGGCUCUGCAUCCCCCCUCCCCCCCUUUUCAAGUCCUACUUAUCGUCGUAGGCAGGCCCAAGCUAACUAGGGUCGCCCUCCCAAUAAAAAAACGUCAUGAUCCAUAGUGGAGUUCGACAGCCACCUUAAACAACUGAACGGACCUAUUUAAGGACACCACUGCUCAUCCCGCGAGGGGGAAGGAGCUAGAAAAGGUUUCUAAACAAAUACUGGGGAACCACAACACCUGCAGGCUGGCCAAGGUCGCAGACGUUAAACUCACGAUCGAAACAUCCAGAAACGAAACAACACUUUUUCUUCCUCCUCAUCAUCCUCCUUUCUCCUCCUCCCCCUCCUCCUCCCGCUGCUUCACUCGCCAGACUGUCAGGGUGAGUUCUCCCACUCUGACGGCUUGUAAUGUUUGUUCCCUAUUAGACAAUCUGAGGAGCAACCGGCCGGAACGAAGGACGGCGCUAGUAGCUCGGGAACUGGCGCGUUACAAGGUGGGCAUCAUUGCACUCAGUUAGACCCGGUUCUCCGAACCAGGCCACUUGGAGGAGGUUGGUGCCGGUCACACCUUCUACUGGAGUGGCAGCCCGAAGGCAGAGGUACAGGACGCGAUUGUCGCCUUUGCCAUCCGAAAGGACAGCGUGGGACGACCGCCCUGCCUUUUGCAGGACAACAACGAUCGCCUGAUGAGCCUCUGUCUGCCUCUCCGGGGUGGGAUGGGCAAAUUCACCGCCAUCGUCAGCGUCUUCGCUCAGAGGAGGCGCAAAACAAAUUCUAUGAGGACCUGGACACACCUUUGGCGACUGCGCUGAAGGCGGAUAAACUGAUUAUACUUGGUGACUUCAACGUCCGCGUCGGUACAGAUAAUGCUGUCUGGGGAGAAGUGCUGGGUCCCCAUUGUCUCCACGGCUCCAAUGCCAAUGGCCUUCUCAUCCUACGAACCUGCGAAAAACACCGGCUCAUCCAGACGAACACCUCAUUCCGCCUCUCGCUUCGAGAUAGGCCACCUGGAUGCACCUCCGUCACGGCACUGGCACCUGCUGGACUAUCUUCCCUUCCGGAUGCGAGACCAGCUGGACAUGCUGGUGACAAAGGUGAUCCCGGUUGCCGGCGAGUGGAGCGACCAUCGUCUCGUCAUCUUGAAGUUGCGGAUACACCUACAGCAUUGCAGAAGACCAUAAGGUAAGCGACCUCCAGGUAAGCUGAAUAUUGCCUUGUUGUGUUUGUCUGCUCACCAUCUCCAUUUCAGCAACGACCUUGCUCAACGGCUAGCCUGCCUUCCAGUCGCCGUCGCUUCUGCUGACCAGAACGCCUCCUCGGAGAACCGAUGA
This is a messenger RNA of Spirometra erinaceieuropaei, 1613 nucleotides long. The record is from the annotation of a GenBank genome assembly. Lineage: Eukaryota; Metazoa; Platyhelminthes; Cestoda; Diphyllobothriidea; Diphyllobothriidae.